GAGUGAAGUGAUUGUGUGCCACUAUCCGUGCAGCACUUUGUCCUAUUUUUACGCUGUUGUUGCAGACUGCAAAGCGACUUUUUGAUGAUGCAUUGGCCAAAGAAAUGAGUUUAUGCUGUUAAUGUUAGAUUAGGAGUUGCAGUUAUGUCUUCUCAGAGGGGCGCCGCUUCGGGGAUCCAAGGGCUUCUCAUCAAACUUCACGAGUCACUUUCAGACGAAGACAAACGAGCUGCAGCUUUGACAUGUCACGAUAUCGUCGGUGUUUUGGGACAAGAGUGCAUGCUAACUUCCACCGAGAAUGACCUCGCAUUACAGACUUCCUUGCUGUUCUCAAAAGACUAUGGACUGCUCAUCUUCCUCAGGAAGUCUUUGGCAUUGGAGGAGCUACGAGACACCAGACAUGACAUCUUGUCUUUUCUGGAGAAGUUUCUGGACAAAGUCUCACCGAGAGUCAAAGGUUGGGAGAAAACAUAUGCCACUGACAUAAGAGACUUGUGCAUGACCGUGUACACAAAGGAUAAGGCUGCCAAAUGUAGGACUCAAGUGAUCGAUCUCCUGAUCAAGGUUCUCCAAAUAACGAAAGCUUCCAGUGUCGCUGCAGACUUCAGAAUCUGUGAGGUAUUCAACAAAUAUUACAGCGAGCUUUGUCAGAAGAGCAGACUGCCCGAUAGCGUUCUGGGUAAAAUCUACGAGUUGCUGGGAAUUCUUGCAGAGGUUCAUCCCAGUGAGAUGGUCAACAACUCAGAUAAACUCUACAGAGCUUAUCUUGGGGAGCUGAGAGAGCAGAUGACCUCUUCAACGAAGGAGCCCAAGCUUUUUGUCGUUGCUGGAUGCUUGAGGGGAAUCACUGCCCUCAUGGUCAACUUUACCAAAACCAUGGAGGAAGACUCUGCAACGUCCAAGGAGAUUUUUCAAUAUGCCAUGAAGUCGAUCACUCCCCAGAUGGAAAUGAGUCGCUAUGCAGUCACAUUUGCGGGGCUCAGACUGUUUUCCAGACAUGCAGCCCAGUUCAGCAGCUGCCUGAUGGACAACUACAGAGCUCUGUUUGACACCAUGUGUAAGCUGUGUGGACACAUCAAUGCUGAGAUGAAGAAAACAAGUUACUAUGCACUUGAAGCCUUUCUCAAGCAGGUUGCAAUGUUGGUGGCUGACAAUAUUGAAGAGCACAAAAGCAAGUUGAAGUUCUUCAUGCAGAAGUUCUGCGGCAUCAUUAAAACCAUGGAUUCGACACACAAAGAACUGUCUAUUGCUAUAAGAGGAUAUGGAUUCUUUGCAGCUCCAUGCAAGAAAGUUUGCCCACAAGAUGUGGACUUGAUGUAUACGGAACUGAUCCAGCGCUGCAAGCAGAUGUACCUGACAGAGUCUGAGGAGGAGGACGAAAACUUCUACCAGCUGCCCAGUUUCUUGGACUCUAUAGCCAGUGUCCUGAUUCACCUGGACAAGAUUCCAGAGGUGUACACGCCGCUGCUGGAGCGCCUGCUCGUGGUGCAGAUUGACAGCUACCCCCAGUACAGCGAGAGAGUGCAGUUCACCUGCUGCAGAUCCAUCAUCAAAGUCUUGGUGGCCGUAGCCUCUAAAGGACCCGUUCUGUGGAGUUUUAUCAGCUCUGUGGUGCACCAGGGUUUGAUUCGUGUCUGCUCAAAACCCACUGUGAUUUCUGAGGAGGCUGGAGGUGCUCCCUCUGAGUCUUCUCAGGUUCGGACGGGGAAAUGGAAAGUUCCUUCCAGUAACAACUACCUUCCGCUGUUUAAAACGCUUUUAGACUGUGAUCAGUUGAAGGAUUCGGGGUUUUUGGACGGAGCUUUUGAAAGUCAGAAUGGUGCUCUCGGGUCUUUGAGCCAUCUUCUGUACGAUGAGUUGGUGAAAUCAAUUCUGCGUAUCGUGGACAAAUUGGACUUGUCUGUGCAGAAAAUAACAGGAGAGGAGGCUCCAGAUGACUCAGCCCACUUCCUGCCCUCAUCCGACCCCACAGCUCAUCUCUUACCCAACAAGGUCAAAGACUUCACUGCUUUCAUCAACCUGGUGGACUUUUGCAGCGAGUUGCUGCUGGUGAAACACUUGGAGUACUUCCACUCCUGGAUGUAUCCCUUGAGCCAUGAACUUAUCCUGCACUCCAUACGAAACCCACUCGUCAGUGGCUUCUACAAGCUGCUGACCGUCACCAUGAAAAUUGCCAAAAAAGUAAAGUACUACCAGGGAGUUGGUCUGAGAAGCUCUACAUCUCCUCAGAGUGACCCAGUGAAGAUGGCUUGCUUUGCCCUCUUCUCAAAGUUUGGGAAAGAGGUGUGCGUCAGGAUGAAGCAGUACAAAGAUGAGUUGCUGGCAUCCUGCUUGUCGUUUGUUCUUUCACUGCACCACAACAUGGUGGCUCUGGACCUGAAGGCCUACUGUCCUGCUCUGGAGACGGCUCUGAGGAUGGGUCUGAGCCACGCUCCUCUGGCCAACGCAGCCCUGGAUGCUCUGGAGGACUGGUCCUCCCACGUUCCCCUGGAGACCAUGCAGCCCUGCUACACAAGCAUCCUGCCUCUCCUGGAUGGAUACCUGAAAACCACCUCCAAUAACGGCAAAGAUGAGAGCAACUGGGAGGUGAUAUCUUCUCUGUCUUCGAAAACUGACAAGGGAUACGGCAAAGUGAUGAGAAGGCUCCUGAAGGAAUCCAAAAAGCUUUCUGUGGAAGAUGCUCCUCUUGACUUAGUGAAGCUCAGAGUGGUGAAGCUGCUUGGUCACCUUGGAGGAAAGCUGAAUAGAAACCUCGUGACUGUGGUAUCCUCAGAAGAAAUGAUGAAGAAGUUUGUCGCCUGGGAUUCUGAGAAAAGGCUCAGCUUUGCGGUGCCGUUCACCGAUAUGAAGCCAGUCAUCUACUUGGACCCAUUUCUGCCUCGCAUCAGCGAACUGGCUCUGUCCACAAGUGACAGACAAACCAAAGUGGCAGCCUGCGAGCUGCUGCACAGCCUGGUGGUCUACAUGGUGGGGAAAAGCGCUCAGAUGGUUGAAGGGGAGAACAGAUUGCCGCCUAUGUACAAGCUGCACAGACGACUGUUUCCCGUGCUACUGCGUCUCGCCUGCGACGUUGACCAGGUGACCAGGCAGCUCUUCGAGCCACUGGUUAUGCAGCUCAUUCACUGGUACACAAACAACAAGAAAUUUGAGAGCCAAGAUACGGUAGCUGUUCUGGAGGCUAUUCUGGAUGGUGUGAUCGACCCGUUGGACAGCACUCUCAGAGACUUCUGUGGCCGCUGCAUCGAAGAGUUUGUCAAGUGGUCGAUCAAGCAAACCACCCCCAAGCAGCAGGAGAAGAGCCCCACCAACAUGAAGUCCUUGUUUAAGCGUAUCUACAGCCUGGCUCUCCACCCCAACGGCUUCAAGAGACUUGGUGCCGCCUUAGCGUUCAACAGCAUCUACAGACAGUUCAGGGAGGAAAACUCGUUGGUGGAGCAGUUCGUCUUUGAAGUUCUCGUCAUAUUUGUGGAAAGUCUUGCUCUGGCCCACUCGGACGAGCGAUCGAUGGGUACGUUGCAGCAGUGUUGCAGCGCCAUCGACCAUCUGAAGAGGAUAAUCAAACACAAAGCCGUCAGUCUCAACCAGCACAAUAACAAGAGACGAGUCCCAAGGGGGUUUUCCCCCGAUGAACGCCUGUGUCUGCCGAAUGUGGUGGCGUGGCUGCUGGAGCAGUGCGGCCGACCGCAGACCGAGUGUCGCCACAAAUGCAUGGAGCUCCUCUUUGAAUUUAUUCCCCUGCUCCCAGGAAAGCAAUCUCCACCUCAGUGGUUGGACGACAUGUUGAAGGAGCACGGCAUCGACUUCCUGAUCUCGCGGUUGGAGGGUGGGGGUCUCCUCUCCCAGCCCACUCUCAGGAACCUGACGGGUCCUUUCAGCGUUCGAGCCACGCUGCAGUGGAUGGACCUGCUGCUGGCCGUUCUGGACUGCUACAACACCUUCAUCGGGCUGCACAUCGUCAAGCCUCAGCACCUUCUGAGCUCAAAAGACAAAUCGAGCUUCCUGAAAGCCACACAUUUCCUCCUAACGGAGCUGGCAGCCCGUGACCUGGCAGCAGCAGAGAGCUGCUUCCCUCUCGGCGAGCGGACGUCUCACUUCAGCCCAAGAGAGGUGGAGCAGUACAACUACAGCAAAUGCACCAUCGUCGUCCGGCUGCUGGAGUUUGCCUCGAUGAUUCUUGUCAAAGGAGACCAGGAGUUUUGGAAGCUCCUGGAACAAGACGUCUUCUGUGCCGUAUUCUUUGAGUUGGUUGCAACGGUGGUUUGCGAGCCAUCCGCUGUCGGUUUCAACAUGGCCGAUGUGGAGGUGAUGAAGAAGCUGCCGGAAGUCUGCGUUCCCCUGCUCAAAGCUGUGCUGGCUUCGCCUUAUAGCAGUCAUCUCGAAAGCAGCUUGCGGGCAAAAAUUUCUCAUAAAAGUGUGGAGGACUUGUGUGCUGUAGACCUUUACCAGUCAAGCGCAGUCAGCCGCCACGACCAAAUGGAAAUGCUGCUUUCUUCCUGUAAACAGAUACAUAAAGCAGGUUUCCUGAACUCCAUUCUGCACAGCAAGGAUUCCUCUUAUAGCAGAUCCCUUGCCUCCCGACUUCUGAUGACGGUGUAUAAAGGCAUCGCACCAGGAGAAGAGAGGAAGGCUCUUCCAUCCAUGGACGUGAACACCAGGAGAGUGGCCGAUGGCCUGCUCCAGCUCGCCUUUUCUCUUAGUCAGCAGAGUGAACAGCUGGUGGAGUUGCUCUUGAACACCAUCAUGCUUUCUGUGCCGGUGUCUGACACUCACAGCCGCAACUUCCUGAGCUUCUCGCAUGGCGAGUACUUCUACAGCCUCUUCCAGACGACGAUCAACACCGAGCUGCUGAGGAAUCUGGAAACAACAGUGCCACAGCUCAUGAAAGCCUCCUCUCAGAAUCCCAGCAUGGUGAGCGUGCUGCUCAACGGCAUGCUCGACCACAGCUUCAGAGAGCGCUCUGUGAGGAAGACUCAGGGGAAACAGCUGGUUGAAGAGGUGCUGAGAAAGUGGAUCAGUCUGCAGUCGUGGUGGGACGGACAUUCAUCCACUCCAGAGAGCAAAACCGCCACUCUGCUGUUGCUGUCCAAGCUCCUGCAGAUUGAUUCCUCUGUCUGCUCCGAUAUGAACCAUGAAGCAUUCAGACCGGUGUUUUCCACUUUCACUCUGUUGUUGCUUGACAUGAACCUGCCGCUGAAUCUCAAGAGUCAGGCACUGUUGGUGUUGCCUUUCUUCACCACUCUCCCGGAGGAGCCGCUCGCUGAGCUGCAGAGAGCGCUCGACGCUCUGGUCGCGUCCCACUUUCCCAUGCAGUCGGAUGAGUUCGCUAAGGGCUCCCUGCACCGGAACAACUACAUGGAUUGUGUUCGGAAGCUGCUGGAUGCCCUGGAGCUUUCGCAGAGCCCCCUCCUGCUCAGACUGCUGGCAUCGGUUCUGUGCCGAGACAGUAGACACAUCAUGGAGGAGCAAUUCAUGACCUGCUUCCAAAGAAUUGCAAAGCGGUCGGACAGUGAGCGGCAGCUGCAGCUGCUGGGUACGGUGUACGGCCUGAUCCACAAGGGUGACGUGUCCUCGAGCUCCGUGCUGCAGGCCAUGAUGGAGAGGGUUCUGCUGCCCCUCGUCUCACACUGUGGCACCAAGGCCCUGACGGACUUCUUCGUGGCAAAUGUCUUUGACAUGAUGGCUUUCUUGAUCGCCCGCUUUACCAAGUCAAGUGAAGCAGCGUUUGAGGUCCAGCUGCUGAAGAAGAACGGUUACUACAAGCUGAUGGAGCUCCUGUAUUCACGGCUUCCCAAAGAGGACCUUUAUUCCAAGGAAUCCCGCGUAAACCGAGCCUACUGUCGCUCCCAGACAGCGGAGGGGAAUGAGUUGUCUAAGACUCUGAUCAAGUCAUGCUUCGAGGCCUUCACUGAGAACAUGGCCGGGGAGACUCAGCUCCUUGAGUUCAGGAGACACUACCACUGCGCUGCUUACAACUGCGCCAUCGCCGCUGUCAGCUGCAGCUUCAGCGAGCCCAAGUUCUUCCAAGGCUUCCUCUUCAGUGAGAAACCAGAGAAGAAUCAGUUCAUCCUGGAAAACCUCAUUGAUGCUGAAAGGACCUACAACUUUCCAGUGGAAAUUGAGGUGCCAUUGGAGCGAAAGAAGAAAUACAUUAUGAUUCGAAAAGAAGUUAGAGAGGAAAAUGGAGAUGCGCCCGUCUAUCUGUCCUCUCAGUCCUACAUGGCCGACAGCAGCCUGAGUGAGGAGAUGAGUCAGUUCGACUUUUCUACGGGAGUCCAAAGCUUUUCCUUCAGCUCACAAAACCCCCAGGGACAAAAACGCACUGUUGCCAAAAGAGAGACGGAGGAAACAAAUCCAACCCAGGAUUCAGGCGUGGAUUUGGAAAUGGAUGAGUUAAAUCAGCAUGAAUGCAUGGCAACCAUGGCUGCGCUGAUUGGACACAUGCACAGGAACAACAUAACCCCCCAGAUCAAAGAGGGAGAUGUACCUAGUGAGCUUCCUCCCUGGAUGAAAUUCCUCCAUGGAAAAUUGGCAAACCCAGCAACGCCUCUGAACAUCAGACUUUUCAUCUCAAAGCUGAUCAUCAACACAGAGGAGGUCUUCCGGCCGUAUGCCCGGCACUGGCUUGGUCCACUUCUGCAGCUCAUUGUCUGUGGAAACAACGGAGGCGUGGGGAUCCAUUUCAUGGUGGUGGAUGUUGUGGUCACAGUGCUGUCCUGGACGAGCCUCACCACUCCCAAGGGUAACCCCAGAGAUGAAGUCCUUGCCAACCGGCUUCUAGAGUUCCUGAUGAGGCACAGCUUUCACACCAAAAGGGCCGUUUUCCGCCACAACCUGGAGAUCAUUCGCACUCUGGUGGAGUGCUGGAAAGACUGUCUGCACGUGCCCUACAGUCUGAUAUACGAGAGGUUUUGCGGCACUAACCCGGACAGCAAAGACAACUCAGUUGGACUCCAGCUGCUGGGAAUCAUCCUGGCCAACAACCUCCCCGCCUACGAGGCUUCUUGUGGAAUUGAAUAUGAAAGGUACAUGCAGUCCCUCGCCAACAACCUGUCAUUCGUGAGGUAUAAAGACGUCUACGCAGCUGCUGCUGAAGUCAUCGGCCUCGUCCUGAAGACCAUGACUGAAAUGGGCAACCACCAAGAACUUCUCAGUCUUACUGCAAGUAAGAUAACACUUCUGAAGAAAAAGGAUCUGGAUGACAAGUUCAUCAUUUGCUUGAACAAAGUGUCCAAACACUUCCCUCCAUUCAUGGAUCGGUUCGUCAAUCACGUGUUCAGUCUCCUGCCAAAGCUGCACGGCGUCUUGAAGACGUUUUGUCUGGAGUGUGUGCUGAGCAGAGCUGAUGUGAUUCCAGACAUCUUCCUGCAGCUGAAGAUCACGGGCUUCAUCCAGACGAUGGCCCAGCGGGAUGAAGCGAGACAAAGGGUGUGUCUGGACAUCAUCCACAAGAUCAUCGCUCAGCUGACGCCGGUUCAGCUUCAGGAGCUGCUGGGAGCCGUGACGGCGUUUGUCUCUCACCCUUCACCUGUUUGCAGGGAGAGGAUGUACGACAUCCUCAUGUGGAUCCAGGAUAACUACGGUGAUGACGAGAGCAUGAAAGACGACACCUCACUUGAGAUUUUGAGGGCAGCCAAAGAAACCCUGCUGCAGGGACUGUCGGAGGAAAACCAAGGCCUGCAGCUUUAUGUCCGUAACUUCUGGAGUCAGGAGAAGCGCCUCCCCACUGCCACCCUCGAGCGAAUGUUGAUGGUGCUCCGUUCUCUGUACUCUUGUCAAAUUGAAAGGUGUUUUUUAAGCUUGGCAACAAACCUGCUGCUGGAAAUGACCAGCCAGAGUCCUGACUUCCAACGACACAUGUUCGAAUAUCCGCUGUCAGAGUGCACCUUCCAGGACUACAUCAUCGAUUCCAACUGGCGCCUCAGGAACACCGUAAUGACGCCCAUGUUUGUUGAAACCCAGAGCUCUCAGGGCCCAGAGAGCGUGGCAGCCUCCCAGUCUGGAGCCAUGAGGGGGAAGAUCCGAGCCACUCAGACAUCAUUAGAGUUCACGCAAACACAAAUAUCAGGUCGACGUACGUCGUACAACUGGCUGACGGGCAGCAGCGUGGACACGCUGGCUGAUUAUUCGCUCGGCUCCGAAUCCCUUUCAUCGUUGCUGGUGUUUGAUAAGAAAGAGAGGCAAGCGCGAGCGAGGAGACCGGUGGGAGAAGGGUUUGGUCUGCGGCGCCUGACUGCACAGACGGACGAGGUGGACAGUCGCACCAGAGCUGAAAAUGAGCGACGGAGUAACAUCCUGAGACUGAGACGCAGGUUUCUCAAGGAUCAGGAGAAAGUCAGCUUGAAUUUUGCACACAAAGAGAUACAACAGCAGAGGCAGAGAAAGGAAGAAAAAGCUGAUCAAAGGCUCCGAAAAGAGGCCCAGGUGACUCUGUAUCGUAACUACAGAGUUGGCGACUUUCCAGACGUCCAGAUCCCUCACAGUAGCCUAAUCGCCCCCCUUCAAGCACUCGCGCAGAGAGAUCCCAUUUUAGCCAAACAGCUGUUUAGCUCCCUGUUUUCCGGUAUCCUCCAAGAAAUGGAAAAACAGCGCAAUCCCGAGGAGAGCGGGAGGAUUAAAGAGGAGCUGCGCUGCAGCAUGAAUACGUUCCUGAGCAAGAGCUCGCUCUGCUUCCCCCCGUUCAUAGCAUGUGUGCAGGAAAUGUGUUAUCAGCACAGGGAGCUACAGCAGCUCAGUCCAUCAGCCAUCAGCAGCACGUGCCUCAUGAGUCUGCAGCAGCCGUCGGGCAUCCUGCUGCUGGAAGAGGGUUUGCUCCAUGCCAGCGGGCUGGAAGAACAGCCUGCCAAGAGACCUCGAGGACGCAGAGAAAUCCCCCCCGACACCAAUAAAUGGAUCCACCUCGCAAGGCUUUACAGAUCUUUGGAGGAUUAUGAUGUCGUACGGGGAAUCUUUGGUGGGAAAGUCGGGACGAAGCCAAUCACCUCCACUGCACUUCAAGCCGAGGCCAACACUGACUUUUCAGAAGCUGUGAAGCGUUACAACGAGGCUCUUAACACUGAGGACUGGCCUGAUGGGCAACCCACUGACUCUGAGAAAGACUUCUGGGAAACGGCUGCAAUGCAAGCCUACAGUCAGCUGACCGAAUGGAAGUCUCUCCAGUACUGUUCAACUGUGUACAUCGAUGAAAACACUCCACCCGACCUGGACAAGAUGUGGUCCGAGCCUCUCUACCAGGACAUGUACCUGCAGCACAUGAUCCGCAGCAUGUUGAAGCAGCUGCAGCUGGGCGAGAGGGACCAGACGCUCCUCAGCUUUAUUGACAAAGCCAUGAGGGUGGACGAGCGCAAAAAGCUGCUGGAAAGUCAGUACAGCCAGGAGCUCAGUCUGCUCUACAUCCUGCAGGAAGACUACGACCGCGCCAAAUACUACACCAGCUACGCCAUGCAGCUCUUCAUGGAGAGUUACUCCAGCGUGGACACGCUGCUGACUCAAAGCCGUCUGACCAUCCUCCAGUCAGUGCAAGCCUUGACUGAGAUCCAGGACUUCCUGCUGUUCAUCAAGGGAGAAGUGUCCGUGGGUUCCCUCAAACGCCUCAUUAGGUUAUGGACGGAUCGGUAUCCUGAUGCAAAAGUGGAUCCGGUGAACAUCUGGGAUGACAUCAUCACAUCUCGGUGUUUCUUCUUAGACAAGAUCAGUGAAAAGCUGCGAGGCCAGGCUGCCGGUGACAGCAUGGAGGUGGACGAGUCACAAGACCCCGCAGGUGACGUGGAGACGAUGGUGAACGACUGCAAGUUCAACAUGAAGCUCCGCAUGGCUGACAGCGCGAGGAAGCAGAAAAACUUUCCAGUCGCCACCAAGCUGCUGAAGGAGCUUCACAGAGAAGCCAAAAGCAACCGAGCCAGGCUGCUGCGCUGGGUCCACUGCUUCAGCCGCUACACCCACAGGCGCUGCCUGGCCCAGGGGCCGCUGGAGCAGAUCAGUGCUGUGCUGAAGAUCGUCCCACUCCUGGAGGACAUUCAGUCCGACUGUCAGAGCGCCUCAUCUAAAGUCUUCAGAUCCCAGAAGAUACUCCAGGGAACAACUUUCCAUGUCCUGGCCACUGCUGUGAGCAGAAGCCCGUCAGUCCUGGGAAGUCUGGACUCAGAGAAAACAGAGAGAGUUGUGAAGCUCUCAGGAGCUCCCGGGCCCAGUCCAAAGGAAGUUGAAGUCGGGUUGCAGCUGAAAGCUCUGAAGCUGCUGCGUGAAGCAACCAGGAAGGCUGAUGAGGAACUUCAGUCUUACGCUCAGGACUUCGUGGAGAGCAGCAGCAUCGUGGAGACGUACAUGGCGCUGGCGAACUUCUGUGACAAACUGCUGCGAGAGGAGGAGCAGAGUGAUGCUGAAAACCCGUCUCCAGAGCUGCAGGAACUGCCCGUUCAUGUCAUGCAGUGCAUGUCGAAAGCUCUGAAGCUGAACUCGGAUGAGGCUCGUCUCAAGUUCCCGCGUCUGCUGCAGAUCAUUGAACUGUAUCCAUCCGAGACCCUGGAUGUCAUGACAAGAGAGAUGACGUCGGUUCCUUGCUGGAUGUUGAUUAGCUGGAUGAGUCAAAUGAUGGCGUUGCUGGACAAGCCUGAAGCCGUGGCGGUGCAGCACUGCAUUGGGCAGAUAGCGGAGAGUUACCCUCAGGCCCUGGUCUACGCUCUCAUGAUCAGCAGUGAGAGUUACCAGUUUGAGGACUCGGCCACGGGACACCAGCAACGGGAGUUUGUCAACCGGCUCAGGAGCAUGCUGGAUAAAGGGAGCGCCGUGAAGAACUUUGUGGAUGCUCUGCAGCAACUUACAAACCCUGAAAUGCUUUUUAAGGAUUGGUGGGAAGGUGUGAAAAAUGAACUGGAGAAGCCAACUUUUGACAGAAAGCAGAUGGGUGUCGUGUACGAGGAGAUGCGUUCCUCGCUUGGAGAUCGAAGCGCUGACGGCUACGGGGCGUUUCGCAAGAAAUUUAUCCAAAAAUUCUUCAAAGACGUGGAGAAACUGCUGGGAACCAAUGGUAGCAAGCUGUUUGAGAAGAGGACGGACAAAAACUUUCUGAGUCAGGUUGAUAAACUGUCAGCAUCCAUGCAUGGAUUUCAGAAGGAACCGGGGAACCUGAAGGAGUACUCGCCCUGGCUCAGCGGAUUUAAAGCAGACUCUUUCAGCAAUGAGUUGGAGAUCCCAGGACAGUAUGAUGGCAGGUCGAAGCCAUUACCAGAGUAUCACGCAAAGAUUACCGGCUUUGACGAACGGGUGAAGGUGAUGGCUUCUAUCCGUCGGCCCAAGCGUCUGAUCAUCCGCGGGGAUGACGAGCGGGACCAUCCGUUCCUGGUCAAAGGUGGGGAGGACCUCCGACAGGACCAGCGCAUCGAGCAGCUUUUUGCCGUCAUGAACAUCUUGCUGAGCCACGACACGUCGUGCACACACCGAGGCUUGCAGCUGCGGACCUAUCAGGUCAUUCCCAUAACCACCAGAAUUGGUCUGAUUGAAUGGAUGGAAAAUACGUGCACUCUGAAAGAGUUCGUGACGAACACGAUGACUGAUGACGAGCGGCAAAGGGCAGGGGGGGCUCUUGAAGUUUACCAUAAUUGGCUCUCAGGGUUUGCCGAGAAGUCCAAUACCCCUGAUAUUCACCUGUAUGGAUCAGCUUACCGGAAGGCAAACCGUGACAAUGCGGUCAAGAAUUUUCUCAGAGUAACGCAGCAGGUGCCCAGCGAUCUGCUGAAGAGAGCUUUUCUGAAGAUGUGCAACAGUCCUGAGGCCUUUCUGUCCCUGCGCUCCCACUUCACCAGCUCUCACGCGCUGCUGUGUGUGAGCCACUGGAUCCUGGGGAUCGGAGACCGCCAUCUCUCCAACUUUAUGAUCAAUAUGGAAACGGGAGGCAUGAUUGGCAUCGACUUUGGUCACGCGUUUGGCUCGGCCACACAGUUCCUCCCUGUACCCGAGCUCAUGCCCUUCCGGCUGACCCAGCAGUUUGUGAAUCUAAUGCAACCCUUGAAGGAGUCGGGCUUGAUCCAGAGCAUCAUGGUUCACUCCCUACGAGCCUACAGGGCCGAGCCGGACCUCCUGCUCAACACCAUGGACGUGUUCGUCAAGGAGCCCUCGCUGGACUGGAAGAACUUUGAGAUGAAACAGCUGAAGAAAGGAGGCACGUGGACCGACUGCACAAACACCAAAGAAAUCAACUGGUAUCCGCGGCAGAAGGUGAACUUCGCCAAAAGGAAGCUGGAAGGAGCAAACCCAGCUACUAUAACCAGCGAGGAGCUGAAGCUGGGCUUCGAGAAGAGCCCCGCCUUUCCAGGGAUGCAGGCUGUGGCUUUGGGGAGCGAAAAGCACAACAUCCGAGCAAAGCUUCCUGUGGACGGCUUGACGGUGGAGCAGCAGGUGGACUGUCUGCUGGACCAAGCCAUGGAUCCCAACGUCCUGGGCAGAGUGUGGCAGGGCUGGGAACCGUGGAUGUGAAACUUCUGUGAAGAAGGAUCGUUUACAAUAAACCAGGGUCAGGAAGGCAAAAAUGUCAUUUGGGAAUUUUAAUACUGUAAAAUUACUGGAAGUGCUUGGAAUUAAAUAAAUGGUGACAAGUUUGUCCACUA
Messenger RNA from Cololabis saira (Pacific saury), 12599 nucleotides. RefSeq names its product protein kinase, DNA-activated, catalytic subunit (gene prkdc). The record is from RefSeq and is a predicted model, not a curated record. Gene Ontology annotation, biological process: double-strand break repair via nonhomologous end joining; intrinsic apoptotic signaling pathway in response to DNA damage; telomere maintenance. Gene Ontology annotation, molecular function: DNA-dependent protein kinase activity; protein binding. The transcript is spliced from 86 exons. The coding region runs from base 145 to 12468 and encodes 4107 amino acids. Lineage: Eukaryota; Metazoa; Chordata; Actinopteri; Beloniformes; Belonidae. Gene Ontology annotation, cellular component: nucleus.